GACAACUCAACCUCCCAAUUCCCCAUGCUGGACCAUGCAAUUCAGCCACGGUUUCUAAGACUGCAUUAUUUCUUGUCUUGAAUUUGAAACCUAUCGCCCAGUACAUUCACGUUUUUCCCUCUCAAAAUUACACGGCAUUGUUUCUUCCUACAUUUUGUUCACGGCCGACGCGCUUCGAGCAUGUCGCGCGAUAAUACCAGACGCUCCGAGGCCACGACAGCCAGUUUCACUUCUUUUGGCUCUGAUUUUGACCCUGAAGCCGAGGCCCUCGCCUCUACCAGACAAAUGGACAACAGCCCCAGACUCCCCGACAUGAAAGGCAGUGCCAGGAAACAGCAGCACCGCGAAUUCGAGGCCGCCGCGGCCGACGACGAGCCCGACUACGCCAUUGACACUUCCGCGUUGGAACGCGCGUUCCCGGAAUUCUCGCAGGUCGGCACAUCCGAAGAAGACGAGGAGCACGAAGACGAUGAGAUUUCCGUUGAGCUUGGACGGGGAGCGACGAAGCCGACGCGUCGGUUGGACGAUUCGCGUAAUUCGUUCAUGAGCCUCGAGAAUAGUGUGCGGUCUUCUUCGCCCGCCGUUAGACUCGAUUAUCCUACUUCUCAUACGCCCCAGAAAUCGGCCAUGCGGAAUACGCCACGGAGAGCUGCGAGUGAGAAUCUUCGGAAGGAUGCUCAAUUGCGGAGAGCGAGCCAGGCUCAGAAGGAGAAUAUGGACCCCCAGUCGUCCAAGAACAAUCGCAAGGAUCAGCGACGUACGUUGUCUGAAAUGCACGCCAAGGUCCGUGACUCGUACGACGGUUCUUUCCUUGGAGAUGAGCGCCCUCAGCCGGUUUCCAUGAAUGCUCGCUCGACGCGCUUUGGUUCCCACCAGAUCGUAGAUGCUGUGGAGAGAGCCUCGCAGGAAGCAUAUGCAAAGGAGAUGCGUCGGGGGAAACUUGGCAACAACUCGCGCAAUGUAUCCGCCACCAUGAAUGGUGAUACAAUGACUCACAAUUCGUUCCUUCUUCCCGACCUCCCUAAUCUCUCGGAGUUAGUGUCGGGUGUGUACGAAGAUGGCACCCCGGUUUUCUCGCGCCAGAACAAGGCCCGGACAACGCGCUUUGUGUCGCCAUCGCAUGACCCGGCUGAGGUGUCAUUCACUCGGGAGCAUGUCCCGCUCGACGCGGUUCCCGUUCCCGAAGAUGAGAAGGCUUUGUUUGUGUCACUGCGACUUCUGCAGGAUAAGGUUGCAGAACUCGAAAUGGCCAAGUCCGAAUCCGAGAAGAAGAUCGAGGAAAUGCGCCAGGAAAAUGUGUCUCUGAAGGCGGAUAGACCUCGUAACAACAAGGACCGGUAUGGUCGUUCGAGAAACUACGACUCAGAGGAUGAUCAUCGGAGAGACAGCGGACGGGCUGCGAGCGAGAUUCAAAAAUUGGAAGCAGCCAAUAUCGCUUUGCAGAACCAGCUCGACGUUGCGGACCGCAAGACUCAGAUUCAUGAAGGUGUCAUGAAGAGGCUCAGCCGGGAGCGUGAUAUGGCGGUCUCCCAGUUGGGAGUCGCUUAUCUCGAGUCCCAGGACAUUAAGAAUGAAAACCAGGACUUGAAACAGGAGAAUGCCGAACUCAAGGCUCAGCUGACACGAUUGGCUUCCUUCUCGCAAAAGAACCGUGACGAAACCUUCCAAUCAGAACAAACUUCGGCAUCUGAGGAUGCAGAUGCAGAGGAUAGCCAGGUCCACACACAGCGCAGCGCGAACUUGAGCCGGACCGGUACCAGAGACGUCACUUCCAAGAGCACGCGGUCCCGAUCCAAGCAUGGACGCCAGGAAGACUCCCGUGCUAAGAUUUCCAGCCAAGUCGAUAAAGAGAUUUCUCGCCUUGAAAAGGAGCGAGCAGAAGACGAACUCUUUUCGAUCAAUCUCCCGCGUUCGAGCCGCCCAUCGAGCUCCAAACCCGAGAAAUCAGAAAGGAAAUCGCACUCGAGCAGUGGAAGCUCGAAGAAGUCCAACACCGGCAAGCAGCGCGUCAAGAGAGUUGUUGUGGAGGAAGUUGACGUCACGGACCCGGUCGACUCGACCAUUGAAGAUGGCACUGCCCAUACCAAGAAGUCCUCUGGAACCGACCGGGACGUAACUUUCUUGAGCUUUAUGGAUGAAAAUGAAAUUGCCCAGCUGCGGAAGACUUUGGAAGAGGAGCGAUUGGCUCGGAAACAACGUCAAGCAAACCCGCCAAAAGAGCAAACUGCAAAUGAGACCUUGAAUUCUACUCGCCAGAGCGUUUCGAAGCCAGCUGCGCCCCGUAAAUCGUCUAUGAAGGAGCCGAAGACAGCACCACCCCGCCCUACAUCGGCUGCCGGUGACGCAACAGCAGUCAGCGAAGGCGAUAACAACCUGUCCGUGCCGACUGAACGUCAAAGACGCCACUCGGAUCAUUCCGUGACCCCGGUUGCUCAAAGAAAGCGCCGCCGAAACAUUGAGGACAUGACCUCUGCUUUCAUCCUUCCUGACAUCACCCUCCACCACGCAGAUCAGGCUGCCCAGAACCCAGCGCUGUUGCCUGAAGCAACACGCCGCGCGCUUGACAGCGCUACGCAACAUAAUGGCAAGAACUGCACUGUUUGCAAGCGUGUUAUGCCUGGGGAUACUUGUGACCAUACCCAAGAAGUAAAGGUCCCCAAGCCCGUUCCUGUCUCGGAGCGUAUGCCCGAGCCUUCUGUUUACAACGAGGAGCCUACUCUGCGGCCCGCUCAGGCCCCAGGUGUUGCCCUCGCCACGGUGCUCAAGGCUUUGGAGGAUGAACUGUCACAUCUGAAGAUGCAGCUGGCCACAUACCAAGGAGCGUACAACAAGCUCGACUCGUCUCUAAGCAAGCGACAGAGAAAGUCGCUGGGCGAGAAGAUCGAGAAGCUGUUCAAGGAUAUCGAUAUGAAGGCCGACCAAAUCUAUGCACUUUAUGAUGUUCUCGAAGGCCAGAAGCAAGAUGGCCAUGAGAUGACAGAGCAGGAGAUGGAGGUGACACUUCAGUCGAUUGGAAUUGAUGUGCCUGCUGAGAGAACUGCUGACGUUACGGGAACCACGGAUAAGUCUUCUCACAAGAACGUCAACGUCAAUACCGACUAUGACGUGGAUGACGAUGACGAAGACCUUCCGUGGGAAGGAAUCGAGAGCACGAUGGAUGUGACUGGAAAGAGUGCUGCCAGCCGCCGUAAUUAAGAUGUGAUGAUGUUGUUGGAAGUGUUUUGUUCUUGAUAUAUGUUGAUUAUUCUGUCUUGUUAUUCAUGUUGGCGAUACUCUCAUUCCGAUUUCCUUUGUUCUUUCUCGAACACGGUGGUCUGUCCCCAGGACGUGUAUGUUCUUGGUCAUUCUCCAUCCUGAAUUGACUUUUUGAUCAUUGAUAAUUGAUCAUGAAACGGGCGUUGUACAAUUGAUUAUCUUGAUCUUUUUGGUUUGCAUUGGUGUAUCCUGGGUUUUGAUGGAUGUCUCUGGGUCUGGAUAGUUGCAGGCGUUGAUCGAUAAUAUUAGUCUUAUUUGAACUGUUCUACUUGUAUACUUGCGGUGUUCUAUGGGGAUAAUUGAUAUUCAGUGUUCAGUAUACCAAUUGUUGGUCUGAUGUUUUUCGGUUCCUGAAACCAUCACCAUGUGGUCCGGCCCGAACCCAAUCGAGCACAACAUACAACCUCAUGGUAUAUAUUCUAUUCUAUCC
Messenger RNA from Aspergillus wentii DTO 134E9, 3685 nucleotides. RefSeq lists its product as uncharacterized. The coding region runs from base 181 to 3195 and encodes 1004 amino acids. Gene Ontology annotation, molecular function: microtubule binding. Lineage: Eukaryota; Fungi; Ascomycota; Eurotiomycetes; Eurotiales; Aspergillaceae. The record is from RefSeq and is a predicted model, not a curated record. The transcript has 3 exons.